UGGGUCUGUUCUUCCCAGGGCAGCUGCAGCAGGACUGGGAGGAGGCCGAUCCAGGCAGCACAGCCCUCCCAUAACCUCCCCUUAGAUGUUUUCAGUUGUAGGGGACAUGCAUCCCAAGCCCUCUGCUUAGCCUGACCCUGAUGCAGGAACUCUUUGUCCUUAGUGACUACAGAGAUGGCAAGUUUAAGAUCCUCUCUGACCAGCUGUCUUCUGUCUGUCCUUUUUAUCCUCCAAUUGUCUUUCAGCUAUGCAGGACAGUUCAGAGUAAUAGGACCAAGGCACCCAAUUCGAGCUCUUGUGGGGGAUGAAGUGGAAUUGCCAUGUCGCAUAUCUCCUGGAAAGAAUGCUACAGGCAUGGAGAUCGGUUGGUAUCGGCCUCCCUUCUCUAGGGUGGUUCAUCUCUACCGAAAUGGCAAGGAUCAAGAUGGAGAACAGGCACCUGAAUAUCGUGGUCGGACUGAGCUGCUCAAAGAGGCCAUUGCUGAAGGAAAGGUGACUCUCCGCAUACGAAAUGUAAGAUUUUCUGAUGAAGGUGGUUUCACUUGCUUCUUCAGAGAUCAUUCUUACCAAGAGGAGGCUGCAAUAGAAUUGAAAGUGGAAGAUCUUUUCUACUGGAUAAAUCCUGGAGUGCUGAUUCUCAUUGCGGUCUUGCCUGUGCUCCUUCUGCAGAUCACUGUGGGCCUUCUCUUCCUCUACUUGCAGCACAGACUCAGAGGAAAACUUCGAGCAGAGAUAGAAAAUCUCCACAGGACUUUUGAUCCCCACUUCCUGAGGGUGCCCUGGUGGAAGAUAUUCCUGUUUGUGAUUGUGCCAGUACUUGGACCCUUGGUUGCUUUGAUCAUCUGCUACAAUUGGCUACAUCGAAGACUUGCAGGGCAAUUUCUUGAAGAGCUAAGAAACCCCUUCUGAAUGAUGUUGCACGUUGGGAUGAAGAGCCUGGUUGGUCCAAGGAUUGUUCCUUGAAGAUGUUACAUCACUGAGUUGCAUGCUCACAAGCAUCUUCACCAUGGGGACAUUCUAAUCUGUACUUCCAGGACUGCUUUGAAUUCCAAAUAAGACUGAUUUCUGUUCUCUACUUUUUCUUAUCUUUCCCCUGGCUCCUUUAUCCUCACAUCUUUCCACUCUUUUCUCCAGUUCUUCACAUGUAAAUCUUCUCAGGCUAUAAUGGCCAAGUGGGUGCUUUAUUCAUCAGACAACACCUGUACUGAAAAGUGACAAAUACUUUAGGAACCUUCUCAUAGCAAAUUGUAGCAUGCCAACUUUUUCAAUGCUGUUUGUUUCUUUUUUAAGAUCUCAAUCAUGAUAAGCAAUGUUGAGGUGUGAGGGAGAAAAGGAAGGUACAACAUCGAAAACCUUAAAACAUAAGCUGCAGAGUUUGAGAUAAACCCAUACAUUGGGCUGUAAUUCUGUCUCACAACUCUAAGGAUGAACGAGUAGGGACAAAAACUAGGGAUAACUCCUAUUUUAGAUUGCUUUCCUUCUGUGCUCCUUUUGACAGCACAGUACUAAAAUUAGAAUGCUUUCCUUCUACUUCUUGUACAGAUGGGUUCUGUACAAGAUGUUCUUUCCCUCAUCCUUUCUAUCACAUCUUCAUAUAUAUCAGGGUAUUCUCAAAAAGCCAUUUAUUUGUUAUUUGUGUUUCAAGACUACUGCCUUCCUUUUUUCCCCCCCUCUAACCACUGCCUUAGCAUUCUUCUCUCUUGAGGUUAUGAAUCCUAAAAGAUCCAUAUCCUUCUCUGACACAGCAUUUACUGUGAGCCAGCAUUUACUGAGAGUAUCCCUGCCUUUGUAACUCUUGCAAUGACUCAUAAGGCUCUUUUUCUCCCCAUAGCAAACAUCACAGAUGGGGCAGCAAUAAAUGAUCUGCUUCCAGCUGGUCUGUUGGUGCUUGGCUAUACCAAAAAUGAGCUAACGGAUUUGCCACAGUGGAAGCAACUGGAGAACUUCUAUGUGAGAUGGACCUCCUGAUGGCUGGAGAAACUGGUUUUCUUAUUAAAAGUCAAAGAACAAUGAGGGCAAGAGAAAAAUUUGAGUCUUGCAUACUUUUCUGAGUGAAAGCUAGAGCUAGGAUCAUAGCAGCAAGCUCUACUGUUGGGUUUCUGGCUUUUGGUUACAGAUCUGAGGUUGCCUCGGAUUAUUAAUUGUUGCCUGAGUUCUCACUGUGA
Messenger RNA from Suncus etruscus (white-toothed pygmy shrew), 2165 nucleotides. It is a transcript of the gene MOG, whose product is annotated as myelin oligodendrocyte glycoprotein. The record is from RefSeq and is a predicted model, not a curated record. Gene Ontology annotation, molecular function: signaling receptor binding. The transcript has 8 exons. The coding region runs from base 175 to 909 and encodes 244 amino acids. Gene Ontology annotation, biological process: T cell receptor signaling pathway; regulation of cytokine production. Gene Ontology annotation, cellular component: external side of plasma membrane. NCBI's taxonomy places the organism in Eukaryota, Metazoa, Chordata, Mammalia, Eulipotyphla, Soricidae.